AUGGCGGCCGCCGCGGGGUCGUACGGCAAGCUCGACAAGUCAUUCAAGCUUGCCGCUCGCUCCGUACUCACCGCCUUCUCCCGCGAGGAUCUUAACAAUGCUUUCCCAUCGUUCACGGACGCCGAAAGGGAGCACCUGUACCAAAUGUUCAUCUAUGCGAUCAAGUCUUUGCAUGGCAACAUAGUGGAGGAGUUCCGAAAUUUCUGCGACGAAAUAGAAAUUGCUACUGCCCUUGACAAGGUAGAUCAGUUUGUCGAAGAACAAACUCUGGACGUAUUAUCUUCAGACAAGACUAGCAUUGAAGACAUGAAAGAAAGGAUAUCAAAGGAGAAGAAGGAUGAAAUUGAACUUUUAAAAGGUUUACUAGAGAAGACUCAAGAAAGGAACAAUGCCAUGAAGGCCCGAAUCGAACCCUUAAAGCAAGGGGGGGAUUUUAAUGACACAAGAGAUGUUCUCGCGAAGCUGAAGGAAUGGAAUACUGCAUGUCAGAGCUGCAAUGACCAUUGA
Messenger RNA from Triticum turgidum subsp. durum (durum wheat), 507 nucleotides. The record is from the annotation of a GenBank genome assembly. NCBI's taxonomy places the organism in Eukaryota, Viridiplantae, Streptophyta, Magnoliopsida, Poales, Poaceae.